AUGGCUGACGAAAAGCUUACUUUGAAUGUUGAACCUCCAGUCGGCAAGUUCGAAGCUAACGGUGGUAAUGCCACACACUCAAUUCUGAAUCUAACAGAUGAUCGUCUCGCCUUCAAAGUAAAAUGUUCAAAUAAUGAAUGUUUCCGGGUGAGACCCGUUUAUGGUUUUGUUGAUCCUCAAAGCAAAGCUCCUUUGGAAAUUCGAAGAGACAAAGGUCCUGCUAAAGAAGAUAAGUUUGUAAUUCAAUGGGCUGCGGUUCCUGUAGAAGAGACUGAUCCUAAAGCUCCUUUUGUAGCAGGCGCUCAAGCUGGCGAAGUUGUUCUUCCGGUCAGAGCCGAAUAA
Molecule: messenger RNA, 342 nt
Organism: Auanema sp. JU1783
Lineage: Eukaryota; Metazoa; Nematoda; Chromadorea; Rhabditida; Rhabditidae
Source: the annotation of a GenBank genome assembly